Molecule: messenger RNA, 694 nt
Organism: Pezoporus flaviventris
Lineage: Eukaryota; Metazoa; Chordata; Aves; Psittaciformes; Psittacidae
Product: SUN domain-containing protein 3-like
Exons: 5
Coding region: 1-669 (222 amino acids)
Biological process (GO): nuclear envelope organization
Cellular component (GO): nuclear envelope; meiotic nuclear membrane microtubule tethering complex
Molecular function (GO): protein-membrane adaptor activity
Source: RefSeq, a predicted model, not a curated record
AUGAUUGUCCCAUUCCUUUCCCUUCUAACAGGCGCUUGCCUUUGUUCUCUUCCCCAGGCUGUUCAAGAGGUCAUCAAUCAAGUCUUGGAGAAGCUGGAAGAAAGCCAAGUCCCAGUGACUGAUUACGCCCUCAGAUCAUCAGGGGCUGCUGUCAUUCCCGAAUGCACAAGUCCAUCCUUCCGGAAUAGGGCAGAAAAAGUCAUCUUGUAUUCCCUGCCACUGGUGGAUUAUGUGAGAUCUCCUGAGCUUAUUCUUGAGAAGGAAAAUCAUCUAGGAAACUGCUGGCCCUUCCACGGAAGUCAGGGACACGUCCUCAUCAAGCUCUCUGUGCCAGUCAUUCCCAGAGCAGUCACCAUGGACCAUGUCUCAGGGCCAGAGCUCCAUGGAGACAGUAUGUCCAGUGCUCCAAAGGACUUUGCUGUCUACGGGGUGACGGAAGAAAAGGAGGAGCAGUUCCUGGGACAGUUUGUUUUCCUGGCACCACUGAAUCCCACCCAGACCUUUCGGCUAAAGAACGAGCUCUCCGGGUUUGUGAAUUACAUCCUGCUGCAAGUGCUGAGCAACUGGGGCCACCCGGACUACACCUGCGUGUAUCGGUUCAGGGUGCACGGUGAUCCUCUCAGCGAGGAGGGGAAGGUGCCACUUCGAUCUGACAACAAAGCUCCUUGAUUGUCAUUGAGUGUUUUGCCUGUGA